This is a messenger RNA of Drosophila elegans, 3075 nucleotides long. It is a transcript of the gene slim, whose product is annotated as kelch domain-containing protein 10 homolog. Gene Ontology annotation, molecular function: protein binding. Gene Ontology annotation, biological process: positive regulation of stress-activated MAPK cascade. The record is from RefSeq and is a predicted model, not a curated record. NCBI's taxonomy places the organism in Eukaryota, Metazoa, Arthropoda, Insecta, Diptera, Drosophilidae. Bases 530 to 2365 code for a protein of 611 amino acids. The transcript is spliced from 3 exons.
CAUCGCCAGUCGACUGCACUCGUCUAUUCAGAUCUAAAUUUAAAGCGUAGUUUGUUGCACAGACAAACGAUGCGCGCGGGUGCCAUCGACUGCAAUAAUUAAACAAUUUGCCAGCGUGCCACAACUAGUGAAAUUGCAUUAGCCAAGGGAAAACAAACGAAAAACAAAUCGAAUAAACGCAAGUUAACCAACAAAACAGUGUACAAUUUUACACACCACGUAACGUAACACAUGUGCGUGCGUGUAUGCGUGCGGGUGAGCGAGAGAGAGCGAGUGUCAAAAUGACAGCAGUGGCAACGAAAACAACAAUAACAACAACAGAAGCAGCAGAAACCAAAUCAACAACUACAACAACAACAUUAUAGUCAGCCAGCUGUGCGAGGUCGUUUCACCCUCUUCCCCUCCCAGAAAAAUAGUAAAAAUAACACCAAAAUUGACAAAAUUUUCUGUUCUCUGAGAAACAGGAUUCAAAACCAAAACCAAAAUUGUUCGAUACGUUUACCGUUACUUAAAACUCAGCAAGCGUGUUAUGAACAUACUAAAACCAGCCAAGCUCAAGUGUAUCGUGUUUUACCAACUGCGUCACACUUGGACGUUUCUAUUGUUUAUUUCCGAUUUACUGGUGAAAUUUUACGAAAGGGCUCUUCCAUCCGAACACCAGGAGCAGCUGGCCCAUCAUAAUAACAAUAACAACGAUCUGAUCAUGGAGCAGGACAUGCCGGAGGAGGAGGCCCAACCACAACCCCAACCCCAGCCGCAGGCGCAGCCGGAUCAGGCAGACAUUGUGGCCCGUUUCCAGGCCAUACAGGGCGCAGGCGAACCCAUGGACGCAGCCAGCGAUUUGGACGAGGAGGAGGAAGAGGAUGACGACGAUGUGGAUGUGGACGUGGACUAUGGUGAUACCGAUUCGGAAUCGGACUUCGAGGAGAUGUUCUCCGACGAGACGGUCAGCUCCAGCGAUGAGCUGGAUGAUGGCAUGGAGCUGUCCAAGAGUGUGCUGAAUGUCUUCCUGUCGCCGGAGCAGCAGCAGCAGCAGCAGUCCCAGUUGGCCAGCCAGCGUCCAGCGUACGCCUUCCAGCCGCUGCGUCUGGUCAAGUGUCAGUACAAGGAGAAACACGUCCACGGGGGAUUCCCGCUGGCGCGCAGUGGCCACCGCAUCAUCGCCUCCAAUUCGCACCUGUACUCCCUCGGUGGCUAUAAUCCGCGUAGCGCUCUGAAUGCCUCACGCAACGGACGCUGCCUGCUGUUUCAGGAGCUCUGGAGCUACAACUUCGCCACCAGAACCUGGAAGCUGGAGCUGAAUGCCGACAAUGCCAGCAAUAUGCCCGUGGAGCUGGCCUCCAAUGCGUUGACCAUUCACAAUAACGUGUUGAUUUCCCAUGGUGGCACGGGAUAUCCCUUUGGAGAGUCUUGCUCGAAUGACUGCUACGUUUACCGCACGGCCAGCGCUGGCGCGACACCGGGCGUAGAGCGCCUAAAGGUCAAGGGUGAUCUGCCCACGGCUCAGUACGGACCGGGCAUAGUGAUCCACAAGCACUUCCUCUACACAAUCGGUGGAACGACGGGUUUUGACUAUACCUGUGAUGUGUAUCGCUUGGACUUUCGCACCGGAAUCUGGGAAAAUGUAUACAUCAGUCGUCCGGAGAUGCGUGACGAUCCGGAGGGUCGAUAUCGCCACGAGGUCGUCUACGACGGCAAGCAUAUCUUUGUGCUAGGCGGUGGCACCUCACACUCUGUGUACGAUCUGCAGCGCAUUCCGGCCUACAACCUGGAGGCGAACUGCUGGGAUUAUUUCGACACGUAUCCCGAUCUCCGUACGGCGGACAUGGAAGACGGCAACAGAGGCUAUCCAAAGCCGCGCAAGUGUUUCUCCUGUGUGCAGCACCAGUCCUCCAACGGGGACAUCGAGGCCUUCAUUACGGGCGGUUUGCAGGGCGAUUUCUCCACGUACUUUUCUGACAUUUGGAAGCUUAAUCUGCGCACCAAGAAGUGGUUCCGCAUCGAGACCGCCACCCUGCCCCGCCCCCUGUACUUCCAUUCGGCCGCCCACUCGGAUAAUGGAUGCAUGUACGUGUUCGGAGGCAUCGAGUACAAUGUUAAGGAGAUGCGUCGUCGCAACGACCUGUACAAGAUGUGGAUGACGGUGCCCAAGCUGAGCGAGAUGUGCUGGGACGCCAUCACCUACUACAACGACAAUCUGGACUUGUACGACCGAAAGACACUGCUGGGAGCCGGGAUACCGAAACGAUUCGCGGAACGCUUGCCGCCGCAGCGGAGGAGGCGUUUGGACAUUAACCAGCCCGACCCGUCCAUGAUGAUUUCGCUUUACUCGAACCCAAAACGUGCCCGCUCCACAACGCAAUAGGCCUUCCACCCGUUAAACCGAAAUCGAAAUUAAAUCGAAUCCGUGGUGGGGAGCCCGUGUCUCCUCGCCCCGAAACUGUUUCAGUUGCAGAACUUUACGUUACUAUUGUUUAAAAGUUUUGUUUCACAUUGAGCGCGCGCUGUGAUCGAAUACGAAGGACAUUUAUAGUUGUACACAUAUGUAUGUAUUUUGAUACUCGAAAGGAGAGGCGGACAUGUUUAGCAUGUAAAUAAGAUUGUAAUUAAGUUUAGCUAGCGGAACAACAGCCAGAGACAGGCCAUGCGUAUGUAUUCUAAACUUCAGCUUACAGAUCAGCCAGCGCACCCCACACACUCGAAAAUCCGAUAACCACACUCGAACAUCCGAUGACCACCUCGAAAGCCCCACAGUAUCUGACCAGGUCCCCCUAUGCAUAGCCCUGAAAUUGUUCACCCUUCUUUAAAUCAAACACACCCACAACCCACUUUGCACACACCCCACUUUGCACACAAACGAAACAAUAUGGAAGGCUACACCAAACAAUGUCAUAUAGAGGGGGCAACCCCGAUGUAUUUUUGUCAAAGUGUACAUAAUACUUAGCGGUAGUAAUAUUUAAUUAACAUAAGACUCCAUAAUUAUUGCGAUAUCAUGUACCGGUUUAUAUAUAUAUAAAUAUUACCCAAGACUAAAUUUGGUUGAAUCUAAGUUAAUAAAUAAAAUUUUUAAUGCAA